GAGUACAAUAAAAAAUACGUCACGCAGAGUUGUAAUUCCCAAGUGUUAUUUCCAAUUUAAAAACAUUAAAACAUUGUUUAAGUAUAUCUAUAAUUUUUAUAAUUUAUUCUUUAGGACGUUAAACUUUGGGAUUUCUUUUUUAAAUAUCUUCUGAAUUUAAAAAAAAUUAAUUAAAGCUGGCAUUCGAAAGGAGGCAAGAUGUCGUCUCUUGGUAAACAAAAGUCCUCAAAUCUUGAAAAAUCUCUUGGAAAAGGAAAGCCAGAAGUAAAAUUAUUGAAGUUAUUGUGGUAUUAUUGUUUUGAAACGCCAUAAAAUAUUUUUUAUGUGAUUAAGUGUUACAUUUAUGCUCGCAGUUCUUUAGCAUGGAUCAGUCAUAACAUGAUAACUAGUAGUAGUGUACAGUGUAGUGUUACUAUUACUAUUAAUAUUAAUGUUAGAAUUAGGUACCGUACUAUUACUACUAAUACUAGGCUAGGGUAGGACUAGGCUAGUGACUAACUAGUAACUAGAGUUAACAACACUAUAUCAAGUAUCAAUCAGUGACUAUCACUCAAUCAAUAAAACUAAAGGCUUAGCCCCUAGUACAUUCUAAAACAUAAUUUAUCAAAUAUUUUGAUGUAAAUAAAUAGUGGUAAUAAUUAAAUAUUUCCCAAGUCCCAAGUAUUGGCAUCUUCCACCAUUAAAAGGGGGCAUGGCUCACACUCACACCAUGUCAAAAUUAGGCUGAGUAAUGCAGGUUACUGAGAUCACCGGUGUCACAAAACGGUUUUUGCGGAGGAGGGCUCCGGUCCUGACUUGUCACAAACUUUAUUGACUAGUAGUGGUCAGUAAAGGGCCGCUCCUCUCUGUGAUUUAUAUUGUGGGUAUCUAGGCGUUGAGACAGACGAAAGUACAACGUAGACUUGAAAGAAAUCCAAAAACACAAACUCCAGGUGUCCAAUGAUAAAAUAGACUAUAUUUAUUACUCAAAUAAAAAGUUCUUCUAUCGUAUUCAAUAACUGUCAGCUAUCUACGACUGUUUCUAAACUGUUAAACUAUAUUGUCUCCUAUGUUCCACUAGUCAACUCGUCUCCUGAUCUCUUGCGACUAUUCCCUAAAAACUGCCUAACUCUAUCGUAGCUCUUUUCCCUCUUCCUCAACUGCUAUACCUCUCAACUCCCAUGUCUCGAAAAACUUCUGCCUUAAAUUUACUCCACUAGCUUACCAUCCCACGGUCAUUGAAUUGCCACAUCAUUAAAGGCAACAUUCCCUGAACAGAUCCUUUUACCCCCAAACGUCUAUUCCAUGAUCUUACCCAGCUAUUAGCAUCUAUCACGUUGAGACUCUUACUAUUACUGAUAAUUAAUCUAACUCUACCCAUGGUCUUUGUGAACAUUCCAUUUCCACCUGCAAACUAAAAACAUGUUAAUCGAAAAAAUUUGUGAUACCCGUUCCCACACUGUCCCCCUGGAUUCUCGAUUUCCCCAAACUAUCAUGUCUUUCCUGUACUACCAUAAACUCUGCCGAUGUGAGGCCAACAAUUCCCUCAUCUAUUGUACUUUUGUGCGGCGCUCAUGCCCAUCGUUCCCGUCUCCAGCAUGGUCAUUUGUGACAAUCGGACACGCCCUACAUCAAUGAAAAUUGGCUCACGUUUACAUCAAUAUAUAAUGCUUUUUCAAGGUUUAAUAUAAAAGACCUAUUAUUUGAAUUUCUUAAAAAAAAUUUGAGGGAAUGAUGCCUUAAAUAAUUAUAAAUACCUAUGAAUUUCUAAAACUAAGGUCGAUCAAAAAAGGCAAAAGACACAAGAGUAUGUUGGAAUGUAGCCAAAGAUAUCCCUUAAUGUGAACAUGUUGAAGGAUACCACAAUUUUAUGACAAAAUUGUUCUUUUAUUAAUCGAGAAUGACCAACGUCCAAAAAUUAUAUUCAAUAGAAAUAAUUAAUCGUCCUAAAAUAACGUGGAGGUGCAGUCUAUAGUAAAAAAUAUCAAACGAAUUCGCACUUUCAAAAAAUUCAUAGUAUAGCUCAACAAAGUACAAAAGCUAGAAAGUUGAUAAUGGUUUCUUUUUUUUAAUUUGAAAUUUUCUAUAAAAUAUAGUAAUGUAAAUAGCGGUAGUAAUUAAAUAUAUCCUUAGUAUCUGCACCUUCCACCAUUAAAAAGGAGAGGUGGUCACAUCCCAGCAAAGUUGGCUAAGGGACCCACAACAUACUGCUCACUUGUAGAAAAAUGGCAUCUCUCAUAAUACACAAAGCGCUAUGAAAAUCGACACAAAUGUAGAUCAACAUGUACCCGAGUGAUGUAAAAAUUAUAAUGAUAUAUAUUUAAUUUUGACUUAAAUUUCAUUGAUGAAAGGUGCAAAAUAUUUGCCAAGAAAUUUCUAAAAGUUGACUGAUUGUAAAUGAAAUAGAAAUAAAUUGAAAUGUUUGCCUAGAUGUCCUCCAAAGUGAAAGGAUGGAAAUGUAAGCCUAGAUGUCCUUUUUGUUGGACAAAAUAAUUUUUUAUGAAUGAAAAAGCACUAAUGUUGUACGUUUUUCCUGCUCAAACAACCAUUUCCUAUGCAAGUUUUAUUUUAGUAAUCUCCCUUGCUUUACUGAAGGCCAUUAUUUGCUUUACUGAAGGGCCUUAUUAUAGCCUAAAAUUCUGUUUAUGAUAUUGAUUGAUUAAUCAGUUUAUUGAUUGGCCUACAUUUUCAACCAAAAAAAAAAUGUUAUCAAUGUCCAGUGGUUUUUAACUUUGGGUCCGUGUGGGAAAAUACAACAAAUUUAUAUUGGAAAUGAGCCCUAACUCAGAAAAUGUAAAUUUUAAUUUAAAAAAUCAAGAAGUAUCACAUUACAAUUUUCUACAGUUUAUUCCCUACUAUUUGAUUACAGGUAAAUAUUGCAACAUUUGCACUUCUGUUUUCUGAAAUUGUUCAGUAUUGUCAAAAUCGAGUACUUACAGUGCCGGAGUUACAAACUAAGUGAGUUGGUAUUCUUUAAAAAAAAUUUAAAAUUACGAUUUUUAACAAUUCAUACUUUUUCAUGUAAGUAUUACUACAGUAAAUCCCUCCAUGAUUAAUAUGUUAUGAAAAGAAAAUUUAAAUGUGUUGAAAAGAUAAAUUAAAUUAGCAAAAUAAUUGACAGUCAUCAUUGAAUUUUUAUUGAGAUAAUAUAAGCUCAAAACAGUUUGACCCAGUUACAAUGAACUUAAGAAUAUCCAUACCAUCCAUCUCUCUAAAAAUUGAAACAUAAAAAUUAUAGUUCAAUAAUGGGAUGUUGUUGGAAUAAGAGGAGAAAAAGAGAAUUAAACUUUCAGUGCUUUUUACUAAUAGUUAAUAGUCAUAGUUAAUAGCCUUAGUAAUAUAGUAAUUGUAAUAGUCCUAAAUUUUGUAUUUAACAUUAAAUUUUACUUAUAUUAAAUUUGGUGUUUAAAAAUUAUUUAAGUUUAUGGGCAAUGGGAUACUUUCAAUACAGUUUACCUCCCUUCUAUUGUUUGCUACCUAUGACAGUGUAUAUCCUUGUAUAUAACUUGCUGAACCAUGAUUUUAUUCCAAAAGGUUGUCAGAACUUGGGCAGCAUGUUGGAUCACACAUGCUUGAUGUGCUUUUUCUCAGAGAAAAGGGCUACAAAAGAGAAAUCAAGCUGCUGAGCAUGCUUAUUUUUAUCAAGUCCACGUUUUGGAAGGUAAGGGAUUAAAAGAAAUCAGGACCUAAUGUUAAGUUCAUAACAUUUAACAUGCUAGAGACAAGGCAGUUGACAGAUAUUCUGUUAUAAAGACGAAUGAGUUUUAUGUCACCGUGCUUCACAUAAAAUUAGCAAUUACAGAAAUUUAUAUAUUUAAAAACAACAAUUGGUGAAAAGUUUGAACUCACCCACCCAAGUGCUAUCUACUCCUGUCUAGCCAUGGACAGAACCCAGCAGCAUCAAGCGUUAUUAGUUAGAGGUGGGUGAGAAUGAGUCGGUAUAGUACAGUUUGAAGAGAUGGGUCUUGAGGGCAGUUUUGUGGCCCAUACAUUGCCGAUGUGUAAUGGGAGAGGAUGCCAUUUUUUGGGGCACAGGAAGAGAAAGAUCGCUCACCAUAUGUUUUAGUGUAUUUUGUGGGAACAGAAUGAAUAUGCGUGUCUGCAGAGGAACGAAGCUUUCGAUGGGGUGAAUAGAUAGAAUGAAGUUCAGUAAGGCAGGAACCAGAGGAAAGAAGUGACAGAGAACAGACAGCUUGUAAUCAUUAAUAAUACACUCUACAUUUGUCAAACAAUUGUAUUAUUUGAUUUUUAUUUAAAUUUCACUAUUGACAGCUUGUUUUUGGCAAGGAAGCUGACAAGUUAGAGCAAGCCAAUGAUGAUGACAGAACUUGUAUCCCUUUGUUGUGUUCCAUGUUAUUUAAAAUAUAAAAGUAUAUAAUUAAUGCCUGAAAAGAAUAGGCGAUUUAGAUGUAACGGAGUUUAUAUAUCUUUUGUCUUUAAAAGAAUUACAUUAGAUUUAAUAUGGGAAUUAAUGUAGACAUUUUAAAUUAACACAUUUCCUAUCAACAUAAUGUUUUUUAAUUUGAAGAACAAUUCAAUAUCCACACUAAGAUCUUAAUUUUUAAAAGUAAUUUCUUAAUUGUUCUCAAUUGAUCAAACCACCAGUUUAUCAGAAUAGAAUCUGGAUAUUUUUCCAGACAUAAUGGAGAUGAAGAAUUCAUAGAAUUUUCUGGUCAGAAGAGCUGAGCUUGCCAAUCAAAGAGUGAGAAUCAUUGCAGAAAUGGUAUAGGUCUGUUACUGGAGAUGGUUUGGUCAUGUAUGCAAAAUGUCAGAAAACUGACAUCUCAGGACAGCAUGGCGAAGUGCGGCCAAAGGAACAAACAAAAUAAAACUGGAGAGCCCUAAGAAACCAGCUCAGAUCAACAGAGAAGAAUCUGUGGAAUAGAAGCCCUUCUGAUGGCUUUGACAGUAUUUGACUUAUAGACAGAAGUGGAUUUUUUGGGCUCUUGCUUCAAGUACCAGUUGUCACACCCAGAGUGAAUGAAGAUUUAAAAAACCUGGAAUAAGACUCCUUGCUAUUCAUAAUAUUUUAUUUGAAAUUAAAUUGAAAAAACAGUUACUAAUAUAUAUCUCUUACAUCAGCGUCACUUUAUAAAAAUAUAACCAGAAUUAACGGUCAACAAAAUCAUGUUUAAGGAUGACUGAUUUGAAAAACUGAAAUUAUUUUUGUUCUUAGAAACGCCUAAGUGCAUUUUGUACUUAUCCAUUAUUCAUAUUAUUAUUAGUCCUGGUUGUGGAGAAAUAUUUGUUAUCAACAUCAUCCUUGACACAUGAUCAGAUUACAUCAUUGAAAAGGAGCCUUUGGUGAAUAAAUUCAUUUCUGUUCCUAAAGACAAAGGUGAGCACUGUGUGUCCUGGACUAAAAUAGAAAGGGUUUAAUAAGAGCAGCCAAUCAACUUCAAGUCGUUUACAAAACCAUUUCAUACUGUAUUGGGUUUAAUUCUUGGUAUCAGGUACCAGAUUGUAACUAGUUUCUGUUGUUGCAGGUAACCUCAACUGUGCAGCGUUCACCGCUGGUAUUUUGGAAGCUGUCCUGAAUGGAGCUAAUUUUGUAAGUAUCAUUUUAGCCUUUCAAAUAGUACUAUUAAAUAAGAAUAAAUAUUAGCACUAAACAGGGACUCAAUUAAUUUUUAUUUGUCAAGUCGUCCACACUUGUGUCGAUUGCUUUAUUACACACACAAAAAGUGAGGAAUGAACAGACUUUCAGAUCAUAAGUAAACAAGAGUAUAAAUAUGUUGUUGUUUUACUGCAGAGCAGGCAAUGGAAAAUAGGAUUAUUACUUAAUAGAAAUACUUUUAUAGAAAUGUAGGCGUUAAUGAUUCAGUAUUGCUACUAAUAAACGUUGGCUAAUAAUGUGCCGUGUAGCCCCGAUGCAAGUGAUGGCUUGCCAAUACUUUUCAUUCACUCCCACAAACGAUGGUCUCUCUCUUCGCUAAGAAGCAACAAGGUCGAAUGAACACUACACAGUACUUUAUUAUACAUACUAAAUAUAUUACGUGAUACUUUGACAUUGGAAUAAUGUUAUAACAAUGAUAGUGCAAUAUGAAGAAUAUACUUAGACACACAUUUAAUACUUAAGUUAACUGAUUAGCUACCAGAUUGAAAAACCGGCUGUGGCUGAAUUAAAUCUAGGUCAUGUUGACUACAAUACAAACGUUGGCGCUACCAGUCCAGUGGCUCGUGGCCAUAACAAAAGAAUCCCCCCGCCGCUCCCAGUUAAUUAUUAAUUAUGUAAAUCCAUCAGAAAAAUUCAAUAUGUCAUCCUCCUAUAUCAACGUUAUCUCGUUCACUCCCACUGUACUAAAAAAAUGUGAAUUCUCCCUACACUAUAAAAAGGGUAAUAAGGGGAGAGACUGCAAUCAGUUUAGCACAAUGAAGAAUGAAUAAAACAGAGUAGGGUUAAACCUGAAAAAAGAAACGCAACAAAACAACGACCGUGUCGGUAGAAAGCCUUCGUCAGCGAACAAAACAACAGAAAAAAACGGUAUAAAAAUAAGAAAUAUCACUUAGCUUAAAUGUAGUAUCCAUGGGCAGCUAGCUAAGUGAUAUUUCUUAUUUUUAUACCGUUUUUUUCUGUUUUAUUCAUUCUACAUUACGGUAUAAAAACUAGUUCUUUGUUUCUUGUGUUUUACUUCUUUAUUAUAAAAUCACUACACCAUUGUGCCAUGAGAACAAAUAUUAGUGCCGUGCGAAAAAUCUGUGACAUAUGCAUAAGUAACAUGGUCUGUUACACCUAAUGUCAUCUCUCUUGUACAUCAAUCAAUAUUUCUCCAUGGCCACUGAGCAGGAAAUUAGUUAGCCAAACUAAAAAAUGUAUAGCCUUAAUUAUUUGAGUGUUUUGUACUGUUGGUUCUUAUAAUGCACAUUGUUCUACAAGAAACACACAUAUGCCGCCCAUUAGACAUUUUGUUCUUUGCAGUGUGCGAUUAUUUUCAAAGUUGACUCGUUUAAGAAAUGACACAUACUGUUGUUAUCUUAUAUGUAAUUUGUGUACAAUACCUUUCAGCUAUCUUGUUGUUUUCCUAACACCGUUUUCCUGUUAUCUCCCAGCCCGCCAAAGUGACAGUUCACUGGCACAAAGGGACAACAUUUAUGAUCAAGUUUGACGAGUCUGUCAUUGCAAGGGAUAAAACUGUGGAUGGCCGAUGAUAUAGAUUCUAGAAGAUGCUACGUCUGAUUUAGGAUGUUUGCUAGAUGAUUGCUAGAAUUGAUGGUAUGACUGUUAAAACGUGGGUUAAUACAGGUACAUUUAAUUCUGUCAGAAAAGAAAAAUAACGUGUCAGUCAUUUCAAAGUGUUUUACUGUAAUAUAUUUGCUAAUGGAUAUGACUCAUUAAAUAAGUAAAAAAGAAAAAAAAAUGUAAAAAAGAGUUAUUAUUCAUGUGCAGUGAAUAAGUCAUAAGAAGAUCUGCAUGAAUAAGUCAUAGCCGUUGUUUGGAAAACGUCAAAUGUUUUACAAGAUGUGCAAUGUUCUGUUUGCUAUGGAAGCAAAAGUUUUCAUUUAAUUUUCUCUAAAGCCUGUUUUUAAUUUUCAAUGAUUCAUUCCUUUAAUUAUGAGGUAAUUUUUGAAAUAUUCAAAUUAUGAUUUAUUUAUUUUGGGGUGGGUGGGGGUGGUGAUGUUUAUCUGUGUCAAAUGGCAAUGGUGACAUAGGACAAGUUAAAGUGAUGGACAUUGUGACGCAUUGGUCAUGAGCUUAUGAUUUUCUAUAUCUUCAAUCAUUAUUGUGUAUUUAUUGCUGUGUCUCAUAAUAUGAGCAAGUGUCUGCCUCUUGUGUCACUGGCUAAUUGUAGACUUUGUUUAUGGUGUUAUUUGUUUAUUAAAUUUCAUUUAUUAACUUA
Messenger RNA from Lymnaea stagnalis (great pond snail), 7817 nucleotides. NCBI's taxonomy places the organism in Eukaryota, Metazoa, Mollusca, Gastropoda, Lymnaeidae. The record is from the annotation of a GenBank genome assembly.